Stomoxys calcitrans (stable fly) is the source of this 1277-nucleotide messenger RNA. RefSeq names its product glyoxalase domain-containing protein 4. Lineage: Eukaryota; Metazoa; Arthropoda; Insecta; Diptera; Muscidae. The coding region runs from base 270 to 1151 and encodes 293 amino acids. The transcript is spliced from 4 exons. The record is from RefSeq and is a predicted model, not a curated record.
CUGUUCUUCGUAGUUUGUUUGUUUUUUUCAUUUGCGGUGAGAAAAACGCAGCAACCGGUUUAAAGAAUUUUUGUUAAUUGUUCACAAAUACACGAACUAAUAGUUUUUAAAAAGCAUAUCACAGCGCAGAGAACCCUUCAUUCACUUCAGUGCCGGCAGAGAACAACCAACGAAUACAGCGACAGUGACUAAUUGUGCAAUAAUUGAAUAUUGAUUGAAUUCUUGGAAAAUCCCAUUGAGAUAUAUCUGCAUAUACCACAUCUGGAAAGAUGUCGCAAAUUACAGGACGAGCUCUACAUUAUGUAUUCAAAAUUGGCAAUCGGGCAAAGAAUUCCCAUUUCUUUAGGAAUAUACUUGGCAUGAAGGUAUUGAGACAUGAGGAGUUUAAGGAGGGUUGCGAAGCUCAGUGCAAUGGGCCUUAUGAUAAUCGCUGGAGUAAAACAAUGGUUGGCUAUGGCCCCGAAUCUACACAUUUUGUUUUUGAGCUGACCUAUAAUUAUGGUGUUUCCAGUUAUGAAAUGGGUAAUGACUUCGCUGGCGUUGUAUUAAAAUCCCAAGAGUCCAUUGAACGUGCCUUGGCCAACAAUUACCCAAUGAGCGAUGUUGAUGGCAAAAAGCUGCUCAUCUCUCCAGAUGGCUAUAAAUUCUACAUUAUACCAGAACCACAACCAGAAUGUCGCGAUCCUGUGGUCAAUGUAGGCCUUCAUGUUACCAAUUUGGCAGAAUCUAAAAAAUAUUGGCAUAAUAUUUUACUUAUGAAGAUAGUAUCGGAGGACGAUACUUCUUUACUACUGAACUAUAGUGAUAUGCAAGCGGCAUUGAAUCUUAAACAAAUCUCCGAACCUCUGGAUAGAGCCAAGGCAUAUGGCCGCAUUGCCUUUUCGGUGCCAAAAGACCAACAACCCUAUAUAAAUGAGGUUAUCCAAGAGAAUAAUGGUAAAAUAUUAACACCUCUCAUUGAAUUGGAUACACCCGGCAAGGAAACUGUGCGUGUUAUCAUUUUGGCUGAUCCAGAUGGUCAUGAAAUUUGUUUUGUCGAUGAUGAGGGUUUCACCAAAUUGUCGGCCAUGGAAAAUAAUGCUGACCAGAAUUUGGACAAAUACAUUGGAAAAGAUCCCUUCCAAAAGGAAAUGGAUGCCCAGGAGCAAUAAACCAAGGAUAUUUUUAAUUUACUUUUGCCUUAGAUGAAUUUGUAACAUUGUAGCAUACCUACAGAGACACCAAUAAAAUUGGUGUCAUCUAUUGUCUAAUAAACACAGUAAUACAUCACCCACAAA